Ostrinia furnacalis (Asian corn borer) is the source of this 1460-nucleotide messenger RNA. It is a transcript of the gene Fim, whose product is annotated as plastin-2 fimbrin. The transcript is spliced from 8 exons. Gene Ontology annotation, biological process: actin filament bundle assembly; actin filament network formation. Lineage: Eukaryota; Metazoa; Arthropoda; Insecta; Lepidoptera; Crambidae. The record is from RefSeq and is a predicted model, not a curated record. Gene Ontology annotation, molecular function: actin filament binding. Gene Ontology annotation, cellular component: cytoplasm; actin filament; actin filament bundle. Bases 28 to 1107 code for a protein of 359 amino acids.
AGCGACCUCCUCCGCCGUGCCGAAGUCAUGCUGCAACAAGCCGCCAAACUCCGCUGCCGGGCCUUCGUGGCGCCGGCCGACGUGGUGGGCGGCGUGUACAAGCUCAACCUGGCCUUCGUGGCCAACCUGUUCAACCAGCACCCCGGCCUGCAGCGCCAGGCCGACACCCAGGAGUACCACCAGCUGGACGAGACCAGGGAGGAGAAGACGUACCGCAACUGGAUGAACUCGAUGGGCGUGGCGCCGCACGUCAACUGGCUGUACUCGGACCUGACGGACGGGCUCGUCAUCUUCCAGCUCUACGACAUCAUCAAGCCUGGCAUCGUCGACUGGAAGAAGGUGCACCGACAGUUCUCCAAGCUUCGCAAGUUCAUGGAGCGCCUUGAGAAUUGCAACUACGCGGUCGAGCUCGGCCGCCGCCUCGGCUUCUCGCUCGUCGGCAUCGCCGGCGCAGACAUCAACGAGGGCAACGCCACGCUCACGCUCGCGCUGAUCUGGCAGCUGAUGCGAGCCUACACACUAUCUGUGCUGACGCGGCUGGCCAACACCGGCAGCCCUAUCAUUGAGCGCGAGAUCGUGGCUUGGGUCAACGCCAAACUGCAGGCGGCUGGCAAGGCCUCCUCCAUCAGAAGCUUCCAGGACGAGGUGCUGGCUGACGGUAAAGUGGUGAUCGACUUGCUUGACGCCAUCAAGCCCGGUGCCAUUAAUUAUGACCUUGUGCUGCCCGGCGCCAACGAAGAGGAAAGGCACGCGAACGCGAAAUACGCAAUCAGCAUGGCGCGUCGGAUGGGCGCGCGCGUGUAUGCCUUACCCGAGGACAUCACGGAACGCAAGCCCAAGAUGAUCAUGACGGUGUUCGCCUGCCUCAUGGCGCUCGACUACAUCCCCGCGCCCGGGCACAUCGCGCCCACACAACCGCCAGAGGAGUCGGACUACCUCGAUGAUUCUGCGGGGUCCAUAGAGAUCGUAGAUCAUGACGACGAUUCUGCAGGUGCCAUACAAAUCGUGGGUGACCUGGAUGACUCUGGAUAUGGCAUGGAGAAACCCCCCCUUCCUCCUAAGCCAGAAUUGUCCCAAAUAACUAGAUCCAUGUCACAUGUUGAAUAAUAUCGCGUAAGGUCAAUCCAGUCAGUUUUUAAAGUGUUUUUAUAGAAUGAUCCGUAUUUUAUUUUUGGAUAAUAUUAUGUAUUGCAUAGUUGUAUGUGGUUGUAUAGAUAGUGCAUAGAUUUCUCGCCAUUAUACUUGUGCAUUCAGUCGAUAUGAUGUGAUGUGAUUAUAAUUAUGUCUGGGAAUCGAUUUUUAAUUAGAUACAUUAUUUUCAUAUUACAGACCGAAUUUUAGUGGAGUAUUGAGUACAUAACCAAUUGAUAAAUCUAGUUUGAUCGAUUCAAAUGUGUGUAAUAAUUUAUUUUUAUACAAACUCCGAAUUUUUAUUAAUCAACAACCACGUUUUUAUUGUC